Anopheles darlingi is the source of this 1002-nucleotide messenger RNA. RefSeq names its product ribonuclease H1 (gene rnh1). The record is from RefSeq and is a predicted model, not a curated record. Gene Ontology annotation, molecular function: RNA-DNA hybrid ribonuclease activity; nucleic acid binding; magnesium ion binding. Gene Ontology annotation, biological process: DNA replication, removal of RNA primer. Lineage: Eukaryota; Metazoa; Arthropoda; Insecta; Diptera; Culicidae. The transcript has 3 exons. The coding region runs from base 105 to 959 and encodes 284 amino acids.
UUUGUUUUGGGCAUUGAUUGAUGCAAGAAAUUGAUAAAAUAGGCGCUGAAUGUCCUUUGCUUUAAUCCUUUGGGAAGAAAGGCGAUCCUGGGGCGGCUCGGCGAAUGAUUGUUGGCCGGUGGCUUGCUGUGCUACCUCGAAGAAUGCCGUUCUACGCGGUAGCCAAGGGUCGUGCGGUGGGCAUAUACAACACUUGGCCGGAAUGCGAGGCGCAGGUCAAAGGAUUCACGGGCGCCCGGUAUAAAAAGUUCGCGACGCAAACUGAGGCCAAAGAGUUUGUUCAAGGAGGCGGAUCUGUGCGGCAGUUUACUACAUCGAGCACAAAGCGAAGUUUGCCACCGAUCGAGGAUCGCGGAACCGCUGCUGAUCAACCGUUGAGCAAAAAACAGAGGAAAGCGAUCGUUCGUGAGUCCAAACCAAAGCCGGUGCUUAAGAUGGCCAGGUACGGCAAGCACUCCUUCCAGCAGGAUCAGGAUGGCUAUGUGCACGUGUACACCGACGGUUCGUGUGAGGGCAAUGGAAAGCCGAAUGCGGCCGCCGGUUUGGGCGUUUACUUUGACGAGGGUCACGCGCUAAACACCUCAAAACCGGUCAGCGGACGGGCGACUAACAAUUGCGGCGAAAUUCAGGCCGCUUCGACGGCUAUUCGUCUGGCCCGGGAGCAAGGCGUGGAACGGCUAGCUAUCAACACGGAUUCCAAGUUCUUGAUCGAUGCCACCACGCAAUGGAUGCCGGGCUGGAAGAACCGCGAUUGGACGUUGGCCAGCGGAGGACCGGUAAAGAACAAGGCUGACUUCAUGGAGCUGGAUCGCGAGAUGAACACCGGCAACAUGUCGAUCAAGUGGAACCACGUCGAUGCGCACAGUGGUAUCGUGGGUAACGAACGAGCCGAUCAAUUGGCCCGCAAGGGAUCGGAAAUGUAUCGAGAGGAGCGCCGGAACACCGGCAACCGCCGUUGAUUUUCGUCCAUUUUGAUGAAUAAAGAGAUGGGAGAGAUUGAGA